Messenger RNA from Hermetia illucens (black soldier fly), 1050 nucleotides. RefSeq lists its product as uncharacterized. The transcript has 4 exons. NCBI's taxonomy places the organism in Eukaryota, Metazoa, Arthropoda, Insecta, Diptera, Stratiomyidae. The record is from RefSeq and is a predicted model, not a curated record. The coding region runs from base 92 to 1009 and encodes 305 amino acids.
CGAAUUAGAAAUGAUGGUAACUGAUUAACUUGAAUUCAUCUUAACCAAAUUCGGCACUUAUGUACAUAUAUCUAAAUAGUUUUGAGGUGGCAUGUUUUUAAGUAAAAUGAAAAUGUCAUUCGAAAACAUCUUAAACUAUAAAGAAAUGUCCCUCGGGCUUUUCAACACAAAGUCAACGUACCAAGAUGACUUUAUUGUUCAUCCAAUUCGACCACUGAGCAUGAAAUCAAAGCCAAAAUUCGAUGACCCGCAAAGAAAGAUGGAACUCGGAGCAGUCGUCCAAAAGGAUGUUUCAACCAUGAAGAACUUUCAUCCCGACGUUUAUGUCCCAUUCGAUCUAUUUUUUCGACCAAAAGGAUGUGUAACAACGAACCCAUUCAAGGAGGUUACCUACAAGCGAAAGGACAAAUCGAAUGAAUUCGCUGAGCGACUCCAAGCACGGAAAACUCGCCCACGUAUCUUUAUGAUUCCGCAAAUAAGUCUGGAUGACGUCGAUCAGGACCUGAUGUAUAGGAAAGGUGGACUCGUUGACAAUAUUUACACAUCGAAUUGGAAAAUAUCUACCGAGUUCGUCCAUGAUGGUUCGAACAAAAAUGUGAUUGACGUACCUCCAAAUUAUAAACCAAAGGAAGUAGGGUUCCAUACGAAGCAAUUUUGCACAGAAAUUGAGCCUGGCAUGCAGAAAUAUAGUGACGAGUGGGAUAGCUAUCAGUUGCGAGCUGCUACCGAUCCAACAGAAUUAUUUUGGACUAAGCAUGACCAACUGGGAACGUGUUCGAUAUGCAAGCCGAAAGAUGAAGAAAAAUUAACCGAAAAAGAAAGUGCUGAAAUUACGGAAUGCUUGGCCAGUGACAGUUUGCGACUACCGUAUCAACUGAAAAUGCCGGGAUAUGGUGGAUAUGUACCUGAAAUACCGACCAACGUUAAGCCAAGGAAAACUAUGUUCAGUCGUACAGAACCGUGGUUGUCAACUACUAUGGAGGCUCAAGGUGUUUAUAAGAAAAUUUGAUCGUAUUAGGUAAUGUAGGGAUUUAGAAACAAACAACAACA